Molecule: messenger RNA, 261 nt
Organism: Eublepharis macularius
Lineage: Eukaryota; Metazoa; Chordata; Lepidosauria; Squamata; Eublepharidae
Product: gallinacin-9-like
Exons: 2
Coding region: 67-261 (64 amino acids)
Biological process (GO): defense response to Gram-negative bacterium; defense response to Gram-positive bacterium; innate immune response in mucosa
Cellular component (GO): extracellular region
Molecular function (GO): CCR6 chemokine receptor binding
Source: RefSeq, a predicted model, not a curated record
CAUUGCUGUUUCACACGCUCUUCUUCCAGUCCAGCAAAGCAGGACUGCACCAAGCUUCAACCAAUCAUGAGGCUCCUCUGUCUUCUUUUUGCCAUCUUCUUAUUCUUCUGUCAAGCAUUUCCAGGAAAUGCUCAAGCUCCACCAGAUACAUUAGAAUGUGUUCGGAAUGGAGGUUCCUGUAACUCUCAGCCAUGCCGUUUGCCUUCACAGCCUACAGGAGGGACAUGUCAUAAUGGACUCUUGAACUGCUGUAAAUGGUAA